CAAACACACGACGCACAAUGAAUUGCUCAAGUAAAUCUGUGACUCACUUCCUCUCUUAUUACAUGUGCAUAUAUAUAUGUCUUGGUUUGCUUUUAACUACGAACUGUGAUUUUGUGCUUCAUUCGACAAUUAAGGAACCCACAGCAAUCGCAAUGGUGAGAUCCAAUUACAAGUGCAAAUGAGUCUUUGGGUGUCUUCUUAAUGGUUGCAAGGUAAUGGAACAUGUCGUUCGGGCGCUCAAACAAUUCCUCAAUUCGAGACGCAAUUUCGAGUAUCGUACUUUCGCGGCUAUGGUGGACUUGAGGCCAUUCAAUUCAAGGAUCUCAAGCUUCAUGAGAAGUGGUCUUGUUGAAGAAGCACAAGACCUGUUCGACAAAAUGCCUCAGAGAAGCACAGUCUCGUAUAAUGCUAUGAUCAGAGGAUAUUUUCAGAACAGACUUUAUGAAAAGGCUGUGUUUAUCUACAACCAAAUGCCUGUCCGUGAUACAUUCUCGUACAACACGAUGAUCGCCGGAUUAAUGCAGUUCGGGAACGUUGAAGGAGCUGAAGCUGUUUUCAAAACCAUGGCGUGUAGGGAUGUUGUAACUUGGAAUUCGAUGAUUUCAGGGUAUGUUAAUAAUGAUUGGGUCGAUGAUGCAGUCAGGAUGUUUAAUUCGAUGCCGUCGAAAGAUGUUGUUUCGUGGAAUUUGAUCAUUGCAGGGUUAGUUAAAGUUGGGAAGCUGGAUGAGGCUGUAAAGUUGUUUCGAGGAAUGAGUAACCGCGACGUCGCGUCAUGGACUAUUAUAGUGAAAGCAUUUUUAGGCGCGGGCCGGAUUGUCGAAGCAAGGCGAGUCUUUGAUGCAAUGCCGGUAAAGGAUAUUCAAGCCUGGAAUACGAUGAUAGGUGGUUAUGUAGAAAACAAAGCUGUCGAAAAUGCAGAGGAUUUGUUUCACAAGAUGCCGGAAAAGGACUGGAAUUCAUGGAGUGUAAUGAUAGACGGGUUCGUGUGUAACGGGAGGAGUAACGAUGCCUUGAGGCUAUUCGAGGAGAUGCCGGAGAAAUGUGAAAAAUCGUGGAAUACGAUCAUUUUUGGAUUCGUCAAGAACGGUUUGGCGAGAGAAGCUCACGCCAUUGUCGAGAAAAGCCCAUUUGGCCGUAUCGUUUCUUGUACGAAUAUCAUGGUUGGAUACUUCGAUAUGGGAGAGGUCGAAAGCGCCGUCAAAGUUUUUGAAUCGAUGCCCUGUCGCGAUACGACUGUAUGGAAUGCUGUUAUAUGUGGAUUAGGCGAAAAUGGUCGCGUCGAAGAUGGAGUGAAUUUGUUUAUCGAAAUGAAGGAGUACGGUUUCCAUCUUGAUGAAUCGACGUUUACGAGCUCUCUAACUAUAUGUUCGAACUUGCCGUCCUUAAACCUCGGAAAACAAAUUCACGCGGAAGCUGUCAAGCUAGGGAUUGAUUCUUUUGUUCCUGUCGGUAAUGCAUUUGUUACGAUGUACUCUCGAUGCGGCAACAUGGACUACGCUCUACUUACGUUUAACGCCAUGGCCAGCCACGACAAGAUUACGUGGAACUCGAUCAUAUGCGGAUUGGCUCACCACGGCCAUGGCGAGAAGGCGAUAGAGAUGUUUGAAAAGAUGCGAUCAACGGCGAAUAUGAAGCCCGAUCAAAUAUCUUUUGUUGGUGUUCUUUCUGCGUGUAGCCACGCCGGGCUCGUCGACCAUGGAAAACAUUACUUCAAUCUUAUGCAAAACGAAUAUUCUCUGGAGUCGACGACUGAGCACUAUACGUGUAUGGUAGAUCUGUUGGGAAGAUCCGGCCUUAUCGACGAAGCCGUUGAUCUUUUGAAUCAAAUGACAGGAGGUGGGCUAGAGAUUCGCGCAAGUCUUUGGGGAGCUUUACUCGGGGCAUGUCGAAUGCAUAAGAAUUUUUCAAUCGCUGAGAUCGCCGGAGAAAAGAUUUUGGAGAUGGAGCCGUCAAACUCAGGUAUGUACAUGAUUCUUGCUGAAAUGUAUCUCGCCAGCGGGAAGAGGCGAGAAGCUUACGGUGUGUGGAAUCGAAUGAAAGAGAACGGCGUGAAGAAGCAACCGGGCUGUAGUUGGGUCGAAUCGAGCGUUACGGGAAAUGUAUUUCUAUCCGGCGACAGGACACAUCCCAACUUCGAUAGCAUAUCCGCCGUGCUGUCGCUGAUUUACCGAGAGAUAGAUACGGAAAACAUCCCAACAACUGAUGAAUAAAGCAUUGGAGGGGUAUUUUUUAAACUCUGUCGACAUUCGCCGUAGAAUAGAUUCGACGUUUCAUUUCUGCCUUUCGAUUGCGACAAAAUGGCUCGUUCAAACCGUCUUACCUUACAUUCGACGCUAAAAAAAAAAGGGCAA
This is a messenger RNA of Andrographis paniculata, 2351 nucleotides long. Its product is annotated as pentatricopeptide repeat-containing protein At4g02750-like. The coding region runs from base 216 to 2210 and encodes 664 amino acids. NCBI's taxonomy places the organism in Eukaryota, Viridiplantae, Streptophyta, Magnoliopsida, Lamiales, Acanthaceae. The transcript has a single exon. The record is from RefSeq and is a predicted model, not a curated record. Gene Ontology annotation, molecular function: RNA binding; protein binding. Gene Ontology annotation, biological process: RNA modification.